Messenger RNA from Pyricularia grisea, 1839 nucleotides. RefSeq lists its product as uncharacterized. The record is from RefSeq and is a predicted model, not a curated record. The transcript has a single exon. NCBI's taxonomy places the organism in Eukaryota, Fungi, Ascomycota, Sordariomycetes, Magnaporthales, Pyriculariaceae. The coding region runs from base 1 to 1839 and encodes 612 amino acids.
AUGUCCUCUCUCAAGCACCGCAUCUCGGCGCCACUAGAGGCCGGGACGUCAAUCCUCGACGCCCAAACCCUCCCGUCCCACGUGAACUCGGCCUUGGAAUACGUCUCGAGCCGCCUUGCCCGCAAGGGCCUCCACAUACCACUCGUCGUCGUCAAGAGGGAAUGCGAGCUUCCCAAGGACGAGACCCGCGCGUCCAUGCCGCCCCAGCCGGCAGAGCUGCCCGCAGCACCGCUUCCACAAGCUCCCAAGAUGCCCGACGUCGCACCUUCGCGGGCGGCAACCACCGGUUCAUCAUCGCGCAUGUCUGCCUUCAAGCUCAAGCAGCUGAGGGCGCGGUCCAAUACCCAGCCGCUGCUGGCUUCACAAAGGAGCGCCGCCGCAGUGGUACCCGACAUGCAGAGGCGAGCUUCGGCGGAUAGCCCUGGUAUCAACAUGGUCACGAGGCAGCAGCCGUUGCGGCCGCCACCGCCCGAGAGCCCCGGUCUGAUCCCCAGCAUGCCGUCCACACCCUCCGCCACAUCUACCACCAGCAGCGCCGCUUCGGGGAGCACGCAGGCGCCCAACGAGUACGGCAUCUACCUGGUGCGGGCGACGGCGCUGGACAGCAGGGCGGAGCGGACGCUGCGCGAGACCAUCGACAAGGCCGAGCGCCGAUUCGGCAUCGGCACCGACUGGCUCCACUUCCCCAUGGAGCCGGCCGAGGUCAAGGCGACCGAGGAGCUGAUGAGACGGUCGCUCAGGCAACGCGAGGUCAUGUUCUCCGCCGAGGGCCUGACCCUGGUCUCGCUCGACCGGCUGUACACCUUCAAGAAGGCGCUGGCAGCCUACUCGCGCACAGACAACCCUAUGCGCCUCGAGGACGCCGUCGACGAGCUGAGGAGGUACGUCCUCGCCAACGGCAGGCAGCCGCUGCAGCGCACCGACCUCGUCUCGGCCUAUGCGCACGUCCCCUUUGCCGAGAUGGGCCUUCGCGACGUCGCCCGCAUGUACCGUCGCGCCUACGGUGGUCCCGCCGGCGAGUCGGGUAUCGUGUGCAAUGGCAUGAUCAACUACGUCAACGCCAGCGACGGCUCCAUGUCCCUACCCAUGGCGCUCGCCUCCAACAUUAACGACACCAACAAGAGAAACACAAAGUUCAGGGUUGGGAACAGCACGUGCGGCAUCUGCGACGAGGAGCACUUCCUGGUUGCGGUCCCUGAUGACCAAGUUUCGCCCAUCACGCCAAAGGCCAUGACGGCGGGCUCCCUCGCCAAGGUCGGAGUUGCCGAGCCUGCGAGGCCCCAUGUUGCCGAGCUGGAGGCGCCAAUGGAUGCGUCUCUGCUGGCUGGAUUCCAGUUCACCGCGCCUCACACACCGCCAGCUCCCAGGCAGCCACCCAAGGUACCGGUAUUGAGGCUGCAGACGUCCUUUGACGAUGGGCCCGUCAAGGUGCCUGUCAUAGACCUAGAGUCGCAAAAUUCGGCCGAGGAGGUGGCCAUCGGCAUCGCCAUGACCUGCGAUGAGGCCAUCUACAGCGACAGCGAGUCCGACUCGGACGGCUGCGAGCUGGGCGACUCCAUUAUGAGCUUUUAUAUCGACGAGAGCGACCUCCCCACCGCCAGGCCUACCGAGUAUCCUCCGCAACUGCCGCCGUGGAAAAUGACGCCGGCCUUCUCCAUCGACGAGAUCCUUAACCGGAGGCUGAGCUACUGCGCCCCUGCGUCCCCUGCCGACGCCCACCUCGGCCCGCCCACUCCAAAGGGUUACGAUGAUGUUUCACCCAUCACCAGAAACGAGUGGGAGUUUCUCCGUGCGACAGAUGCAUGGAAGACUAGAACCGCGGCGGUAGAGACUUGUUAG